UGCUUGUCAUGGCAGCUGGAAUUCGAAUGCAGAUCGUCAGAUUUGGCUGAUUUUUGUUAAGAGCCUUCCUCCUUCCUGUCAGUUUUCAUCCCUGAGCCCCCCACCACAGACUCUCUCCUCAAAUGGGGCAACCAGUGAUGCUGACUCUAAGAGAGAACAAGGACAUGAAGGGAUCCACCUGGGCUGUAGCCCCAGUCCUGACCUCUCUGGGCUACCUACACUUACUGCUGGUUUCCGUCUUCCCCUUCUGGGUGCGGCUCUUGAACGAGGAGUCCCGAGAAGUGUUUUUCAGUUUCCUGUUUGAGAACUGCUUCCGUAUCAGAUGCUGGAAGCCUCGACCCUUAUCGAGCAGGGCCCUCAGCUACAACCCUGGCCCCCUCCCCGCCUCUGCAGUCUAUAUCCUCCUGGGCUGCGUCUUCCUGCUCUCGGCAAUCAUCUUGGCUUUCUUCACCACCUUUCUCAUGGUGUCCUUUGCAUCUGAGCUCUUCCCAAGGACUGGGAAGCACAACGUGAUGUUAGCCUUCAUCAGCUUUCUCACAGGGGCCUGUGCCUUCCUGGCCUUGUUGCUUCAUGCCCUGGAAAUCCAAGAUCUGAGAAUGAAGCCCAGCCCACCACAGUUCUCCAUGCAGUGGCCUUACUACAUACUGGGUGUUGGCAUUCUCCUGUUCCUAGUGGCUGGUGCCAUCUGCCUCUUUCAAGACACAACCUACCUUUGCUGCCAUUUCUCUUACAUUUCCAAGGAUACCAAGGAGGUGCAGGGGACCCCCUAUCUGGAGAGGCUGGAGAGUCUGGGAGAACUGAGCUCUGUACAGAAGGAGACACUAAUGAAGGAAGAAACAGUCAUCUAGCCAGGAGAUGGGCUCUCCCUGCUUCCUCUUCUCCUCAUGCUCACAGCCAUCUGUCUUGAUUGUGACUGAAAUAUGUUAAAAAGGCUUUUAUCUUUUCUGAGCUUUCUGAGAUUUUUCUCUUCU
Nannospalax galili (Upper Galilee mountains blind mole rat) is the source of this 971-nucleotide messenger RNA. It is a transcript of the gene Tmem225b, whose product is annotated as transmembrane protein 225B. The record is from RefSeq and is a predicted model, not a curated record. Gene Ontology annotation, biological process: negative regulation of phosphatase activity. Lineage: Eukaryota; Metazoa; Chordata; Mammalia; Rodentia; Spalacidae. The transcript has 6 exons. The coding region runs from base 123 to 848 and encodes 241 amino acids.